This is a messenger RNA of Adineta ricciae, 594 nucleotides long. The record is from the annotation of a GenBank genome assembly. Lineage: Eukaryota; Metazoa; Rotifera; Eurotatoria; Adinetida; Adinetidae.
AUGGCUGUCAUGAAUCAUCUGAAUUACCUCUGCUACAUUUCACACAAGCUGACAAAAUGAGCACAGCAGACACCAACCAAUGCUACUGAAUCGACAACGACUGCUACUGAAGAUACGUCAAAUGCAACUGAACCACCAACAAACAGAACAAUCUUACGAAAAGCUGAAGGUAUUCGACGUCGUCGGACGUAUACAAGGCAAAUGAGAAACGAAAAUGAUAAAUUAUCUAAUGAAUUAAAAUUAUUACGUAAAGAAAAUGCAAAGUUGAUAAAAACUCUGUCUCAACAGCGUUCAAAAAAUAUUGGAAGAAAUGAUAUAACACCAGAUGUAUCACCAACCAAGUUAUUUAUUGAUAAUAUCAGCCCAAAAGCAAAAAGUCGUGCAACUAAACGUCUUAUCGAAAAAAAAGAACAAUUGCCUCGUGGUUAUGUUUCCACAUUUAGACGAAAUUUAGGUGUUAACUUAUCGAAUGACUAUUCUUCAUCACGUAAUAUAUCAUCAGCAACAUUACAAAAAGAUAUAGAAGAAUUUCUAUGUCGUGAUGAUAUUACAAAACAAGCACACGAUAAAAAGAAACACUCAAAUGGAAAAUAA